Rhizopus microsporus ATCC 52813 is the source of this 1027-nucleotide messenger RNA. RefSeq lists its product as uncharacterized. The transcript has 4 exons. Lineage: Eukaryota; Fungi; Mucoromycota; Mucoromycetes; Mucorales; Rhizopodaceae. The record is from RefSeq and is a predicted model, not a curated record. Bases 24 to 971 code for a protein of 315 amino acids.
AAAAAUGUUUUUUUAGUAUUGACAUGGCAACAGACGAUUUAUGUGAUUCAGUGAAAAAUCUAAAUGUUACAGAUAGCAACGAAACACUAAUAAAAGAAAAAACCAAAGCUGCCUAUGAUAAAGCAGCACUCAAAGAACGCUGGAAGAUUUUGGGGAAUGAACCAGAACAAAACAUUCUGUCAAUGAUCCGCAAGGCCUGUAUGAAUACAUUUGCUCGAAACGACUUUAUGAAGACUUUACAAACCAUUAAAGCCAGCUUUGUGCAGCGUGACUAUGAAGGUAUUUUUACAGAGGCCACAAAUUUAGAAGUCUAUGCAGCCGCUUAUGUUCCUGGCAGAGCGUUGUGCUAUUACGAAAUAUUUACUCGACCUCAACUAUUGAAAUUCUUGAUGAAACGUAGCCAACUAUAUUGUGUUGGCUCUGGUUCCGGCUCAGAAUUAGCUGCAAUUGCUGCUGCCAUGACAAGAGUGCCUGCUGAACGACAGAAAGUGAAACUCGUAAUGCAAGAUAUCGGGGAUUAUGAAAGUGUACUAGCAUCGUUUGAAAAUACAAUACGAGAGAAAUGGUCCAUUACAGAGGAACAACUGGAGUGUACCUAUGAAAAAGGAGAUGUACUUGAUCCAAACAACGCCGUCAUUCAACAAAGACUGGCACAAGCCGAUUUGAUCACAUUUAUGUUUGUCAUGAAUGAAUUAUUUGUCAAGAAGGCAGCUGCACUCGCAUUAAUAAAGACAAUGGUUCAAUCCAUGAAAAAGGGAGCGCACUUACUGGUAGUCGAAUCCGCAGGAUCUUUCUCACACCUAAAAGUAGGCAAUAAAUUAUACAUGGUAUAUAUGCUAUUGGAUGCUAUACAAGAUUUAGAGCUGGUGAUUGGAGAAGAUUCUCGCUGGUAUCGUCAUCCUGACCAUAUCAAAUAUCCUAUUGAUGUACAGAAUAUGAGAUACUUUAUACGUUUAUACAAAAAGAAAUGAGUGUAACAGCUUAAAAAUUGAUUCUAUCUCCGAUCAAGGUAUUUUUUUUUCAAGUA